AGCAGCAGAAGCAGCAGAAGCAGCAGAAGCAGCAGAAGCAGCAGAAGCAGCAGAAGCAGCAGAAGCAGCAGAAGCAGCAGAAGCAGCAGAAGCAGCAGAAGCAGCAGAAGCAGCAGAAGCAGCAGAAGCAGCAGAAGCAGCAGAAGCAGCAGAAGCAGCAGAAGCAGCCAGAAGCAGCAGAAGAGCAGCAGAAGCAGCAGAAGCAGCAGAAGCAGCAGAAGCAGCAGAAGCAGCAGAAGCAGCAGAAGCAGCAGAAGCAGCAGAAGCAGCAGAAGCAGCAGAAGCAGCAGAAGCAGCAGAAGCAGCAGAAGCAGCAGAAGCAGCAGAAGCAGCAGAAGCAGCAGAAGCAGCAGAAGCAGCAGAAGCAGCAGAAGCAGCAGAAGCAGCAAGCCAGCAGAAGCAGCAGAAGCAGCAGAAGCAGCAGAAGCAGCAGAAGCAGCAGAAGCAGCAGAAGCAGCAGAAGCAGCAGAAGCAGCAGAAGCAGCAGAAGCAGCAGAAGCAGCAGAAGCAGCAGAAGCAAGCAGAAGCAGCAGAAGCAAGCAGAAGCAGCAGAAGCAGCAGAAGCAGCAGAAGCAGCAGAAGCAGCAGAAGCAGCAGAAGCAGCAGAAGCAGCAGAAGCAGCAGAAGCAGCAGAAGCAGCAGAAGCAGCAGAAGCAGCAGAAGCAGCAGAAGCAGCAGAAGCAGCAGAAGCAGCAGAAGCAGCAGAAGCAGCAGAAGCAGCAGAAGCAGCAGAAGCAGCAAGAAGCAGCAGAAGCAGCAGAAGCAGCAGAAGCAGCAGAAGCAGCAGAAUCAGCAGAAGCAGCAGAAGCAGCAGAAGCAGCAGAAGCAGCAGAAGCAGCAGAAGCAGCAGAAGCAGCAGAAGCAGCAGAAGCAGCAGAAGCAGCAGAAGCAGCAGAAGCAGCAGAAGCAGCAGAAGCAGCAGAAGCAGCAGAAGCAGCAGAAGCAGCAGAAGCAGCAGAAGCAGCAGAAGCAGCAGAAGCAGCAGAAGCAGCAGAAGCAGCAGAAGCAGCAGAAGCGAGCAGAAGCAGCAGAAGCAGCAGAAGCAGCAGAAGCAGCAGAAGCAGCAGAAGCAGCAGAAGCAGCAGAAGCAGCAGAAGCAGCAGAAGCAGCAGAAGCAGCAGAAGCAGCAGAAGCAGCAGAAGCAGCAGAAGCAGCAGAAGCAGCAGAAGCAGCAGAAGCAGCAGAAGCAGCAGAAGCAGCAGAAGCAGCAGAAGCAGCAGAAGCAGCAGAAGCAGCAGAAGCAGCAGAAGCAGCAGAAGCAGCAGAAGCAGCAGAAGCAGCAGAAGCAGCAGAAGCAGCAGAAGCAGCAGAAGCAGCAGAAGCAGCAGAAGCAGCAGAAGCAGCAGAAGCAGCAGAAGCAGCAGAAGCAGCAGAAGCAGCAGAAGCAGCAGAAGCAGCAGAAGCAGCAGAAGCAGCAGAAGCAGCAGAAGCAGCAGAAGCAGCAGAAGCAGCAGAAGCAGCAGAAGCAGCAGAAGCAGCAGAAGCAGCAGAAGCAGCAGAAGCAGCAGAAGCAGCAGAAGCAGCAGAAGCAGCAGAAGAAGCAGCAGAAGCAGCAGAAGCAGCAGAAGCAGCAGAAAGCAGCAGAAGCAGCAGAAGCAGCAGAAGCAGCAGAAGCAGCCAGAAGCAGCAGAAGCAGCAGAAGCAGCAGAAGCAGCAGAAGCAGCAGAAGCAGCAGAAGCAGCAGAAGCAGCAGAAGCAGCAGAAGCAGCAGAAGCAGCAGAAGCAGCAAGAAGCAGCAGAAGCAGCAGAAGCAGCAGAAGCCAGCAGAAAGCAGCAGAAGCAGCAGAAGCAGCAGAAAGCAGCAGAAGCAGCAGAAGCAGCAGAAGCAGCAGAAGCAGCAGAAGCAGCAGAAGCAGCAGAAGCAGCAGAAGCAGCAGAAGCAGCAGAAGCAGCAGAAGCAGCAGAAAGCAGACAGAAGCAGCAGAAGCAGCAGAAGCAGCCGAAGCAGCAGAGCAGCAAGCAGCAAGCAGCAGAAGCAGCAGAAGCAGCAGAAGCAGCAGAAGCAGCAGAAAGCAGCCAGAAGCAGCAGAAGCAGCAGAAGCAGCAGAAGCAGCAGAAGCAGCAGAAGCAGCAGAAGCAGCAGAAGCAGCAGAAGAAGCAGCAGAAGCAGCAGAAGCAGCAGAAGCAGCAGAAGCAGCAGAAGCAGCAGAAGCAGCAGAAGCAGCAGAAGCAGCAGAAGCAGCAGAAAGCAGCAGAAGCAGCAGAAGCAGCAGAAGCAGCAGAAGCAGCAGAAGCAGCAGAAGCAGCAGAAGCAGCAGAAGCAGCAGAAGCAGCAGAAGCAGCAGAAGCAGCAGAAGCAGCAGAAGCAGCAGAAGCAGCAGAAGCAGCAGAAGCAGCAGAAGCAGCAGAAGCAGCAGAAGCAGCAGAAGCAGCAGAAGCAGCAGAAGCAGCAGAAGCAGCAGAAGCAGCAGAAGCAGCAGAAGCAGCAGAAGCAGCAGAAGCAGCAGAAGCAGCAGAAGCAGCAGAAGCAGCAGAAGCAGCAGAAGCAGCAGAAAGCAGCAGAAGCAGCAGAAGCAGCAGAAGCAGACAGAAGCAGCAGAAGCAGCAGAAGCAGCAGAAGCAGCAGAAGCAGCAGAAGCAGCAGAAGCAGCAGAAGCAGCAGAAGCAGCAGAGACGCAGCAGAAGCAGCCAGAAGCAGCAGAAGCAGCAGAAGCAGCAGAAGCAGCAGAAGCUAGCAGAAGCAGCAGAGAAGCAGCAGAAGCAGCAGAAGCAGCAGAAGCAGCAGAAGCAGCAGAAGCAGCAGAAGCAGCAGAAGCAGCAGAAGCAGCAGAAGCAGCAGAAGCAGCAAGAAGCAGCAGAAGCAGCAGAAGCAGCAGAAGCAGCAGAAGCAGCAGAAGCAGCAGAAGCAGCAGAAGCAGCAGAAGCAGCAGAAGCAGCAGAAGCAAAGCAGAAGCAGCAGAAGCAGCAGAAGCAGCAGAAGCAGCAGAAGCAGCAGAAGCAGCAGAAGCAGCGAAGCAGCAGAAGCAAGCAGAAGCAGCAGAAGCAGCAGAAGCAGCAGAAGCAGCAGAAGCAGCAGAAGCAGCAGAAGCAGCAGAAGCAGCAGAAGCAGCAGAAGCAGCAGAAGCAGCAGAAGCAGCAGAAGCAGCAGAAGCAGCAGAAGCAGCAGAAGCAGCAGAAGCAGCAGAAGCAGCAGAAGCAGCAGAAAGCAGCAGAAGCAGCAGAAGCAGCAGAAGCAGCAGAAGCAGCAGAAGCAGCAGAAGCAGCAGAAGCAGCAGAAGCAGCAGAAGCAGCAGAAGCAGCAGAAGCAGCAGAAGCAGCAGAAGCAGCAGAAGCAGCAGAAGCAGCAGAAGCAGCAGAAGCAGCAGAAGCAGCAGAAGCAGCAGAAGCAGCAGAAGCAGCAGAAGCAGCAGAAGCAGCAGAAGCAGCAGAAGCAGCAGAAGCAGCAGAAGCAGCAGAAGCAGAAGCAGCAGAAGCAGCAGAAGCAGCAGAAGCAGCAGAAGCAGCAGAAGCAGCAGAAGCAGCAGAAGCAGCAGAAGCAGCAGAAGCAGCAGAAGCAGCAGAAGCAGCAGAAGCAGCAGAAGCAGCAGAAGCAGCAGAAGCAGCAGAAGCAGCAGAAGCAGCAGAAGCAGCAGAAGCAGCAGAAGCAGCAGAAGCAGCAGAAGCAGCAGAAGCAGCAGAAGCAGCAGAAGCAGCAGAAGCAGCAGAAGCAGCAGAAGCAGCAGAAGCAGCAGAAGCAGCAGAAGCAGCAGAAGCAGCAGAAGCAGCAGAAGCAGCAGAAGCAGCAGAAGCAGCAGAAGCAGCAGAAGCAGCAGAAGCAGCAGAAGCAGCAGAAGCAGCAGAAGCAGCAGAAGCAGCAGAAGCAGCAGAAGCAGCAGAAGCAGCAGAAGCAGCAGAAGCAGCAGAAGCAGCAGAAGCAGCAGAAGCAGCAGAAGCAGCAGAAGCAGCAGAAGCAGCAGAAGCAGCAGAAGCAGCAGAAGCAGCAGAAGCAGCAGAAGCAGCAGAAGCAGCAGAAGCAGCAGAAGCAGCAGAAGCAGCAGAAGCAGCAGAAGCAGCAGAAGCAGCAGAAGCAGCAGAAGCAGCAGAGCAGCAGAAGCAGCAGAAGCAGCAGAAGCAGCAGAAGCAGCAGAAGCAGCAGAAGCAGCAACAAGCAGCAGAAGCAGCAGAAGCAGCAGAAGCAGCAGAAGCAGCAGAAGCAGCAGAAGCAGCAGACGCAGCAGAAGCAGCAGAAGCAGCAGAAGCAGCAGAAGCAGCAGAAGCAGCAGAAGCAGCAGAAGCAGCAGAAGCAGCAGAAGCAGCAGAAGCAGCAGAAGCAGCAGAAGCAGCAGAAGCAGCAGAAGCAGCAGAAGCAGCAGAAGCAGCAGAAGCAGCAGAAGCAGCAGAAGCAGCAGAAGCAGCAGAAGCAGCAGAAGCAGCAGAAGCAGCAGAAGCAGCAGAAGCAGCAGAAGCAGCAGAAGCAGCAGAAGCAGCAGAAGCAGCAGAAGCAGCAGAAGCAGCAGAAGCAGCAGAAGCAGCAGAAGCAAGCAGAAGCAGCAGAAGCAGCAGAAGCAGCAGAAGCAGCAGAAGCAGCAGAAGCAGCAGAAGCAGCAGAAGCAGCAGAAAGCAGCAGAAGCAGCAGAAGCAGCAGAAGCAGCAGAAGCAGCAGAAGCAGCAGAAGCAGCAGAAGCAGCAGAAGCAGCAGAAGCAGCAGAAGCAGCAGAAGCAGCAGAAGCAGCAGAAGCAGCAGAAGCAGCAGAAGCAGCAGAAGCAGCAGAAGCAGCAGAAGCAGCAGAAGCAGCAGAAGCAGCAGAAGCAGCAGAAGCAGCAGAAGCCAGCAGAAGCAGCAGAAGCAGCAGAAGCAGCAGAAGCAGCAGAAGCAGCAGAAGCAGCAGAAGCAGCAGAAGCAGCAGAAGCAGCAGAAGCAGCAGAAGCAGCAGAAGCAGCAGAAGCAGCAGAAGCAGCAGAAGCAGCAGAAGCAGCAGAAGCAGCAGAAGCAGCAGAAGCAGCAGAAGCAGCAGAAGCAGCAGAAGCAGCAGAAGCAGCAGAAGCAGCAGAAGCAGCAGAAGCAGCAGAAGCAGCAGAAGCAGCAGAAGCAGCAGAAGCAGCAGAAGCAGCAGAAGCAGCAGAAGCAGCAGAAGCAGCAGAAGCAGCAGAAGCAGCAGAAGCAGCAGAAGCAGCAGAAGCAGCAGAAGCAGCAGAAGCAGCAGAAGCAGCAGAAGCAGCAGAAGCAGCAGAAGCAGCAGAAGCAGCAGCAGAGCAGCAGAAGCAGCAGAAGCAGCAGAAGCAGCAGAAGCAGCAGAAGCAGCAGAAGCAGCAGAAGCAGCAGAAGCAGCAGAAGCAGCAGAAGCAGCAGAAGCAGCAGAAGCAGCAGAAGCAGCAGAAGCAGCAGAAGCAGCAGAAGCAGCAGAAGCAGCAGAAGCAGCAGAAGCAGCAGAAGCAGCAGAAGCAGCAGAAGCAGCAGAAGCAGCAGAAGCAGCAGAAGCAGCAGAAGCAGCAGAAGCAGCAGAAGCAGCAGAAGCAGCAGAAGCAGCAGAAGCAGCAGAAGCAGCAGAAGCAGCAGAAGCAGCAGAAGCAGCAGAAGCAGCAGAAGCAGCAGAAGCAGCAGAAGCAGCAGAAGCAGCAGAAGCAGCAGAAGCAGCAGAAGCAGCAGAAGCAGCAGAGCAGCAGAAGCAGCAGAAGCAGCAGAAGCAGCAGAAGCAGCAGAAGCAGCAGAGCAGCAGAAGCAGCAGAAGCAGCAGAAGCAGCGAAGCAGCAGAAGCAGCAGAAGCAGCAGAAGCAGCAGAAGCAAGCCAGAAGCAGCAGAAGCAGCAGAAGCAGCAGAGCAGCAGAAGCAGCAGAAAGCAGCAGAAGCAGCAGAAGCAGCAGAAGCAGCAGAAGCAGCAGAAGCAGCAGAAGCAGCAGAAGCAGCAAGAAGCAGCAGAAGCAGCAGAAGCAGCAGAAGCAGCAGAAGCAGCAGACGCAGCAGAAGCAGCAGAAGCAGCCGAAGCACAGAAGCAGCAGAAGCAGCAGAAGCAGCAGAAGCAGCAGAAGCAGCGAAGCAGCAGAAGCAGCAGAAGCAGCAGAAGCAGCAGAAGAGCAGAAGCAGCAGAAGCAGCAGAAGCAGCAGAGCAGAGAAGCAGCAGAAGCAGCAGAAGCAGCAGAAGCAGCAGAAGCAGCAGAAGCAGCAGAAGCAGCAGAAGCAGCAGAAGCAGCAGAAGCAGCAGAAGCAGCAGAAGCAGCAGAAGCAGCAGAAGCAGCAAAAGCAGCAGAAGCAGCAGAAGCAGCAGAAGCAGCAGAAGCAGAAGAAGCAGCAGAAGCAGCAGAAGCAGCAGAAGCAGCAGAAGCAGCAGAAGCAGCAGAAGCAGCAGAAGCAGCAGAAGCAGCAGAAGCAGCAGAAGCAGCAGAAGCAGCAGAAGCAGCAGAAGCAGCAGAAGCAGCAGAAGCAGCAGAAGCAGCAGAAGCAGCAGAAGCAGCAGAAGCAGCAGAAGCAGCAGAAGCAGCAGAAGCAGCAGAAGCAGCAGAAGCAGCAGAAGCAGCAGAAGCAGCAGAAGCAGCAGAAGCAGCAGAAGCAGCAGAAGCAGCAGAAGCAGCAGAAGCAGCAGAAGCAGCAGAAGCAGCAGAAGCAGCAGAAGCAGCAGAAGCAGCAGAAGCAGCAGAAGCAGCAGAAGCAGCAGAAGCAGCAGAAGCAGCAGAAGCAGCAGAAGCAGCAGAAGCAGCAGAAGCAGCCGAAGCAGCAGAAGCAGCAGAAGCAGCAGAAGCAGCAGAAGCAGCAGAAGCAGCAGAAGCAGCAGAGAGCAGCAGAAGCAGCAGAAGCAGCAGAAGCAGCAGAAGCAGCAGAAGCAGCAGAAGCAGCAGAAGCAGCAGAAGCAGCAGAAGCAGCAGAAGCAGCAGAAGCAGCAGAAGCAGCAGAAGCAGCAGAAGCAGCAGAAGCAGCAGAAGCAGCAGAAGCAGCAGAAGCAGCAGAAGCAGCAGAAGCAGCAGAAGCAGCAGAAGCAGCAGAAGCAGCAGAAGCAGCAGAAGCAGCAGAAGCAGCAGAAGCAGCAGAAGCAGCAGAAGCAGCAGAAGCAGCAGAAGCAGCAGAAGCAGCAGAAGCAGCAGAAGCAGCAGAAGCAGCAGAAGCAGCAGAAGCAGCAGAAGCAGCAGAAGCAGCAGAAGCAGCAGAAGCAGCAGAAGCAGCAGAAGCAGCAGAAGCAGCAGAAGCAGCAGAAGCAGCAGAAGCAGCAGAAGCAGCAGAAGCAGCAGAAGCAGCAGAAGCAGCAGAAGCCAGCAGAAGCAGCAGAAGCAGCAGAAGCAGCAGAAGCAGCAGAAGCAGCAGAAGCAGCAGAAGCAGCAGAAGCAGCAGAAGCAGCAGAAGCAGCAGAAGCAGCAGAAGCAGCAGAAGCAGCAGAAGCAGCAGAAGCAGCAGAAGCAGCAGAAGCAGCAGAAGCAGCAGAAGCAGCAGAGCAGCAGAAGCAGCAGAAGCAGCAGAAGCAGCAGAAGCAGCAGAAGCAGCAGCAAGCAGCAGAAGCAGCAGAAGCAGCAGAAGCAGCAGAAGCAGCAGAAGCAGCAGAAGCAGCAGAAGCAGCAGAAGCAGCAGAAGCAGCAGAAGCAGCAGAAGCCAGCAGAAGCAGCAGAAAGAAGCAGCAGAAGCAGCAGAAGCAGCAGAAGCAGCAGAAGCAGCAGAAGCAGCAGAAGCAGCAGAAGCAGCAGAAGCAGCAGAAAGCAGCAGAAGCAGCAGAAGCAGCAGAAGCAGCAGAAGCAGCAGAAGCAGCAGAAGCAGCAGAAGCAGCAGAAGCAGCAGAAGCAGCAGAAGCAGCAGAAGCAGCAGAAGCAGCAGAAGCAGCAGAAGCAGCAGAAGCAGCAGAAGCAGCAGAAGCAGCAGAAGCAGCAGAAAGAGCAAUAUGCAGCAGACCAGCAGAAGCAGCAGAAGCAGCAGAAAGCAGCAGAAGCAGCAGAAGCAGCAGAAGCAGCAGAAGCAGCAGAAGCAGCAGAAGCAGAAGAAGCAGCAGAAGCAGCAGAAGCAGCAGAAGCAGCAGAAGCAGCAGAAGCAGCAGAAGCAGCAGAAGCAGCAGAAGCAGCAGAAGCAGCAGAAGCAGCAGAAGCAGCAGAAGCAGCAGAAGCAGCAGAAGCAGCAGAAGCAGCAGAAGCAGCAGAAGCAGCAGAAGCAGCAGAAGCAGCAGAAGCAGCAGAAGCAGCAGAAAGCAGCAGAAGCAGCGAAGCAGCAGAAGCAGCAGAAGCAGCAGAAGCAGCAGAAGCAGCAGAAGCAGCAGAAGCAGCAGAAGCAGCAGAAGCAGCAGAAGCAGCAGAAGCAGCAAGGAAGCAGCAGAAGCAGCAGAAGCAGCAGAAGCAGCAGAAGCAGCAGAAGCAGCAGAAGCAGCAGAAGCAGCAGAAGCAGCAGAAGCAGCAGAAGCAGCAGAAGCAGCAGAAGCAGCAGAAGCAGCAGAAGCAGCAGAAGCAGCAGAAGCAGCAGAAGCAGCAGAAGCAGCAGAAGCAGCAGAAGCAGCAGAAGCAGCAGAAGCAGCAGAAGCAGCAGAAGCAGCAGAAGCAGCAGAAGCAGCAGAAGCAGCAGAAGCAGCAGAAGCAGCAGAAGCAGCAGAAGCAGCAGAAGCAGCAGAAGCAGCAGAAGCAGCAGAAGCAGCAGAAGCAGCAGAAGCAGCAGAAGCAGCAGAAGCAGAAGCAGCAGAAGCAGCAGAAGCAGCAGAAGCAGCAGAAGCAGCAGAAGCAGCAGAAGCAGCAGAAGCAGCAGAAGCAGCAGAAGCAGCAGAAGCAGCAGAAGCAGCAGAAGCAGCAGAAGCAGCAGAAGCAGCAGAAGCAGCAGAAGAAGCAGCAGAAGCAGCAGAAGCAGCAGAAGCAGCAGAAGCAGCAGAAGCAGCAGAAGCAGCAGAAGCAGCAGAAGCAGCAGAAGCAGGAGAAGCAGGAGAAGCAGCAGAAGCAGCAGAAGCAGCAGAAGCAGCAGAAGCAGCAGAAGCAGCAGAAGCAGCAGAAGCAGCAGAAGCAGCAGAAGCAGCAGAAGCAGCAGAAGCAGCAGAAGCAGCAGAAGCAGCAGAAGCAGCAGAAGCAGCAGAAGCAGCAGAAGCAGCAGAAGCAGCAGAAGCAGCAGAAGCAGCAGAAGCAGCAGAAGCAGCAGAAGCAGCAGAAGCAGCAGAAGCAGCAGAAGCAGCAGAAGCAGCAGAAGCAGCAGAAGCAGCAGAAGCAGGUGAGGAACGUCAGCAUGGACAGGCCAGAGGAGCGGGAGGUUCGGGAGGAACGGGAGGAACAAAAGGAUCAGGAGGGAAGGUAG
Molecule: messenger RNA, 9154 nt
Organism: Closterium sp. Naga37s-1
Lineage: Eukaryota; Viridiplantae; Streptophyta; Zygnematophyceae; Desmidiales; Closteriaceae
Source: the annotation of a GenBank genome assembly